Molecule: messenger RNA, 7239 nt
Organism: Zophobas morio
Lineage: Eukaryota; Metazoa; Arthropoda; Insecta; Coleoptera; Tenebrionidae
Gene: MED1
Product: mediator of RNA polymerase II transcription subunit 1
Exons: 9
Coding region: 146-4684 (1512 amino acids)
Biological process (GO): regulation of transcription by RNA polymerase II
Cellular component (GO): mediator complex
Molecular function (GO): transcription coregulator activity
Source: RefSeq, a predicted model, not a curated record
AAUUCCCUAGAUUGGGGAAAGUAACGAAGCUGUCAAGUUUUUGUUUGGUGCUGAUGUAUGUUAUUAAAAUCCAUUUUUUUCGGUUGAAAUUCACAAAAUUCAAAAUGCGUAGCGUUUCCUAACGUUGCUUUCGCCCAAUCUCAUCAUGAAUCGCGUCACAAACGGCAGUUCAACAAUGCCACCGUCCGCUAUGGAUAAAUCCAAAGACUGGCAACUAGAGAUCUUAAUGGAGAAGCUGCGCUCCAAGUCCUCGCAGUACAAAAGCUUGGCCGAAAUAUCGAAAAAUGUCCGAAUGGCGAUGCUUGACAAACGCUACGCCCUGGACAGCGUCGAGAAGAGCCAGCACCAGAAGUGCCUCGACACGUUGCAGCACUCCAUCAAGGUGACGUCGCUGCAGAGCAUGAUCGAGCGCCUCGAGAGCUUAACAAGACAGCUGGGGUUGAAAUUUAUGGUGGGACCAUCGGGGGUGGAACUCUUCAUAUCUUCCGACAUGUUCUACUUAGAGAUAGUCUUAGAUCAAACCGGUGCUGUGAAAGAUGUGAAAGUGCAUCACGAGAGCAAGCUCGAGCAGCAGAGCUGCUCGGAACUCGUCAAUUGUUUAUCUAGAGGCGAUUUCGCCGACUUCACUGCCCAACUGGAAGGUUUCGCGUCGAUUUACCAGUUGAACGCCGAGAAGAAGAUCAAGUGCAAGGCGUUCACUGCGCUGCAGUCGUUGGAGUCUGAUUUGAGCACGCUAGCGCAGCUGCAGUCUUUCAUGAAGGAGCCUUUCAAUUUGUUGUAUAAGUCGCCGGUGGGGGUGCUCGAGAAGCGGCGAGGGGGGCACCCGAUGAAACUGACGUACUUCGUCUCGCCGUACGAUUUGUUAAAUGUUGAAAAAUGUGAUAUUGAGCCUAUUACGGUUGAUACAAUCAUCAGUAAGUCGUUAGGGUAUAGUGUGACGGUUUGUAUGGAGGGGUCUGCGACGCAUAAGUUGCAGACGACGACGUUGAUUACGGUGAAUAGGAAUAUCAACGGGAAGAGUACUCCGUCGUUUUCUUCAUUGAGUAGUCAGAAUAGUGCGGCUAUUCCAGCGUGUUUCGUUCUCAAGUUGAAUAAGCCAAUGCCAAUGUGUGUGAGUCUGGUUCGACAGAUUCAGCAAGUUACUGAGUUGGAUACUAUAGAACAAUCAACUACCCAUCCGUUGCUUAGUUUAAUAGUACAUCAUGCUAGUGAUGGGAAAAUGGAAUCAGGAAGUAACAAAGGUCUUUUUGUGACGCUACCAGAUCAAACUCACUGUUACUUCAUGACUGAAAACAAAACCAUGGAUGGUGUUCUUGUGACUAGCAUUCCGUUUACGCAUCCAGCUCAUGUUUCUCAAAUUUUGGUGAUUUUAAGACAGCAAGCUCUCUUCAAUACGAUAAUCAGUAGUUGCGUACGUCCAAAUAGUAAACAAGACUUCGAAAACAUGACCAUGUUCGAAAUAAGUGCCCUUUCCUGGACCCACAUCUCCCUCUCCCUCGAGCACCCGGUCGAAGAAAGCAUGGCCACCGCCGAAAUCGACCUAACCGACAUUUCGAACCUCGUCUGCAAGAUCCGCAGUCCGGGAACCCCGCCUCCGGCGAACGCUCCCGACGCCACGUCCGAUCUCAGCACGAAGAUCCUAAACCGGUGCUUCUCCAUCCCGGUGACGAUGCGCGCCGUCAUCAAACUAUGGGAGAAGCAAGCUGCCAAACGCCAUUACAACGGGCACGAAAAUUUUAGUUUACCCCUCGGUUCCGGCGACCCUGGGGGUCACAAGGGGGCCCCAGGUGGAGGAUUGACGGAAUUCGGGGGGUUAGAUAAGAUCAAGCAAGAACCCCCUGGUAACGGCGGCCACGGCAUGAUGAUGCAGGGACAUCAAGGGAUGUUCCUCAACGAGUCGAUGAUGGCCAACGCGAAUUUCCAGAAUUUUCAGACGAGCGACGGCAUGCUGAGCAGCAUAGAGUUGACGAACAUUCUGUCGGGGAACGGACAGGAGAAGAUGAAGCGGCCGCAUAAGAGGAAGUCGGACGAUUUGUGGAAGAACAAGAGGAAGCUGGGCGAGGCGACGGACGCGGAGAUGCUGGUGGAGACGUCGAGCAGCGACUCGACGUCGAGGAGCACGCCGAUUUCGCAGGAGAACGAGAUCCCGACGCCGAAUUCGGGGUUGGGGUUUCAAUCGGAUUUGGAACUGAUGAGUGGUUUGGAUCCGGCUGAGUUGCUGGCCGACUCAGAUAAGGUGAGUGGUGAUUUUGGAAGUCUGGACGAAUUAGGCGACGUAGAGGAAAUGCUGGCUGGCCCUUCUAGACGAAAAUCUCGAGACCAAAAAUCGCCCACUAAUCUCAUGAUGGAUUUAGGCGAGAAGAAUUUGGUACCUCCAAGCGUCAGCAUCACUCCCAUCGCCACGAGUUCGCCGGGAUUCACCUCAGGCGGUAACGCGGAGAAGAGAACCGGAAUAGAAAUCAUAGCCUUGGCGACUUCCGCCGCUAAUGCACUGCCCAGUUCCAUCACCAUAACGCCGAUAACGUCGUCACAAAGCAAAAGUGGCGAAGAGAAGAACAAAGAAAAGAAGAGCAGCAAAAGCAGGUCGGACGAUAAGGGACGCAUCGAAAAGAAGAGAAAACGCAAACGCGACGAGAGCCCUAUGGGUCCGCCCGAGAAAGUCCCCCCAAAGCAGGACCCCUUAACCAAACCGGUAACCGUUAGCAUCAAACCGGCCGAAUCCCCUCCGCUCAACAUGAGCACGCCGACCAGUCCCAGCAUGAUGCGCAAGUUCAACGCCUCGCCCACUCAGAACCGCAGCCUGUCGAUGAGCGGCAAGCUCAGCCCCAACCUGAUGAAGCCCACCCUCAAGACGGGCUCCUCCCACCACAGCCCCAAGCACAGUCCCGCGCACGUGCCUAGCAGCCCCAAGCACAUCAUCCCCGGCAUCUCCAGCCCGAAGAGCCACGGCACCUCCCCAAAGCAUCCCUCGGCCAGCGGCUCGGGCAAACCCAGCAUGUCGACCUUGAAGAGCGCCGCCAACUCCCCCAGUAGUAAAAAUAGCGACUCGAAAACGAAAUCCGCUUCCAAGGACUCUUCCAGGGACAAGGACAAGAAAAUGUCGGGUGUGUUUAACGUGAGUGCGUCAAAAAACAAGUCGUCCGUGAAAGUGAAACCGCUAGAUUUGAACGCGGACACGUUGAGCGGAGUCCAAGACGGGCUGCCUUCCCCUAGUUCGACGGACGUGUCGAAGUCGUCGAAUUCGAACCAGGUUAGGAACAGAAAGGGAUCGCUUUCGGCGAUCGUAGAUAAGUUGAAAUCGUCAGCGCAACACUGUGAUGGUGCCACGGACUUAAGUAGUAAGUCGUCGAGUGGGGGGAGUGGGGGUGGUGGGGGUAACAGGGAGAGGAGCGGGCAGGUGUCGACGAAGCUGAACGAGAGUAAAAGUGGGAAGAUAGGGGAGGCGAAGAACUCAGAGUACAUGGUUAAACCGAGUUCGGACGGGAUGAAGAUAACUAUUAAUAAGACGAGGAGUAAGGACAGUAAAACGAGUGUGAGUAAAUCUGGGACGGGGUCGCCGAAGACGCACACUGGGCUGAAGCCGGGGGUGAAUAGUGGGCCGGCGUCGAAGAAACCGCAACAUUUAGGUCAAAAGCAGAUUUCCGGUUCCAACGUUAGCAACUCAACCGGUGGAAGCACAAACUAUUCCGGCAGCAUGAAAAGCAGUAAAGCUCCAUCAUCCGGUACCAAAGUAUCUAGCGGAGGCACUUCAAAGUCACUCUCCAAACUAACCGGUUCACCGAAAAGCGCAACCGACUUAAGUCGGAAAGACCGACCGAAACUAAACAAAAGCAGCUCAGAAAAGUCGAUUUUUUCGUCGAAAGAUGGUCGCAAAUCAAGUCCCACUUCCAACCGAGACGAGUCGGAUGGAGUUUACAAAAUGUCAAAGAUGGACCCUUACCCGUCUUCUAUAGUCGAAGGCUUAAUGACCGUCAGACAACUAGAUAAAAACUUCCAAAUCCCCAAACUAUCAGCACGCGCAUCCGUCGACGACAAAAAACCCAAAGUCACUUCCGACAACAUGAACAACAUCAAUCGGACCGUCGACACGAAGAUCUUCGACAUGAUGAACAAAACCGACCUCUCUUUGCCCAAAUUCAAUCCUCUUGCGAUUCCCGGCAGUAAAACCUUCGAAAACUCCUUGGACCCUAAACUCCGAAACAACGUGACCAACACUCUCCCUUUGCCCAGUUCUAGUCCGAAAGUGAAAGACGAAGAAGACAAGAAAGACCAGCCGCAGAACCUCACCCAGAACAAGGACGACUCCGCCUACAAAAUUAACUAUCCAAUCACAGUGCCCAAGUCGGUUCUCCCUCCCAUUCCCGAGCCGCUCAAUCUUUACAACAAAAGCAUCGAUUUGACGGCGAAAUUCGUAGCGCCCGCCCCCAAAGACGAUAAAAAAGACACGAAGUCGGCGAAGAACGACGGUGACGUGCUUCUGGAUUUUUCGAGCGGUAAUAAAAUGGAGGGGAAAGGUGGUGGGGGCAGUGGACCGAUGACGUUUCCUCAGUCUCCCUCCGUCAGUGUUCAUAUAGUUAAGUCGCCGGCUCCCAGCCCUCUUAUAGCGCCGAGUCCUCAUUCGGCGUCGCCCUGUAUAACGGACGAUGAACUUAUGGACGAGGCGGUGAUCGGUAUAGGGAAAUAAAAAAUCGGGUUUUUUUGUAGUUAUUGGCGCGAGAUCAUGAAGACAAACGAGGAGUUGUGGUAGUCGCGGUUCGGUGACAGUGAAAGUGAGGUUAGGUAAGGUAGAAGGGAUGAGGGAAAUCUAGAGGGUGAUUCAAAAUUUAGAGCUGUUUCACAUUGAGGAUUUAUUGUACUUUCGGGUGUGUGUGAAAGUGUUACAAAGUCGUUAUUUUUUGCUAAAAUUACUUCAACGUGAAAUGGCCGCUACAUUUUUUUAUAACCCUGUGACUCAAAUCGUACUAUAAUUUUGUUAAGUCUUUCCUAAGUGGAAUGUUUUAAAUAUAAAGCAAGUACAGUGCGAUUCAAAAAAGGGAUAUGUAGUUGGAAAUAGUGAUUAUGGUUUUGUGAUUAUAGUCUUCCAAUCUAGUCAGGCUCGUCAAAGUUUUCGUCUGAAAAUCAUAAAUAACGAUAAUUAUUAAAAUGGAUAAUGAGUCACAUUAAUAUAUUAAGAGUUUAAUGUCUUCCAUUUAUGGAUAAGACAAUUGUGAAGAAGCUAACGUUGACGUAUUAAAAUGAUGUGGUUGCCACUUUCGACAAAACUGGAGAAUUUAAUCUGAAUCUGAAAAUAUGCCAUAUUUAUAUUUUUGAAGUGGAAUAUUUUGGAUAGUUUAGCAAAUUUAGGUCCAGACAGAAAGAUGUUUUUUAAUUUUUGUUAGAUAAAUUCAUAUGUAUUUUUUAUUUACAAGGUUGUACGCCAAAAAUGUGACAGUUCACUUCAUUGUUAUUUUAACGUUGUGCAAAUGUUAAAAGUUGAUAUCAGCGUGACAAUUAAUCAUAACCUCAAAAUAUGCUGACAGCAUGCUAUGACAUUCGCAAGAAAAUUAGUACGUAGUCAACUGUAGUUCUCCUUUUUCUUCGUGGUACAUAAAACGCUUACUUUGUAAGAUAGAAGUAAUUUCACCACGAAAGGGUACAGGGGCGGGGCUUAAGUUGCGCGACUUGUAGUCGGGCUAGCAGUGGCGUAACUGGAUGCAUUGAGAAGGGAGGCUCGGCUGAGUUAUACUUCUUUCAAAAAACAAUUAAAAAAAGAGCAAUUUCUACAAAAGAAUACAGACAACCAUUUAAUAGAAAUAAAUUAAUUUGUUUGAUAAAAAAAUAGACUUACUUAACAAUAAAUUAUUAUAAUCCAUCACACAAAAUUUGGUAUUUUUAAUUAUUAAACGAGUUUAUAAUGUGAGGGAUUAUAGCAUAAGUAAAAAAAUUCACGAACCCCUCAUUAUAAACCAGUAUCAUACACUAUUUUAUAGUCGACUAGUGUUAAAUCAAUAGUUAAAUCUUUAAAUAAAAGCGGAGAUAAAACUCUUAGAAUUAGCAACAUAUGACUAUAAUUAGAUGGUUUUUAAUUUUCUGGCACAAUUUGUCCAUACCGUAAAGUCGGAUUAGAAUAAGGCUUAACGUUUUCUGUCUUUAACCUCGAAGUAAUAAUCACAGUUCAUAUUCUAGCAUAAUUGUCGUUUAUAACUAAAGCUUCAACUGUACCGUAAUUUAACAGUUAUUAUUGCUCACUAAAAAUUACCUUUUUACUUAUUUUAUUUACUUUUUUAUUCAACUCAUACAUCAAAUACAGCACUAACAAUUGUUUAAAUUCAUUUUCUAUAAUAUCAACGCUAAUAAAAUAGGAAAGUGAUAUUUUUAUUAACCACAAUAAUAUUUUAAUAUUUCAAAAUCGAAAUAUUCAUCGCCGCUGCCACUGCUUUCACGAUAUUUGUAAGGCCAAACCAAAGCAAUGUUCUGCGCACUCCCACCAGCUGUACCCUUUCGUGUUGAAAGCCACUCUACGUAGUCAACUGUAGUUCUCCUUUUUCUUCGUGGUACACAAUUUGCAGUCAAUUAACACUUUGAGAUCCGAAUGUUUCAGUCAUUCUAUAUAUUUGAGCUGUUUUAUUCAGUAUCUAAAUUAAGAAACUUUUUUAAUCGCACUGUAUCGUCCAGUUCUGGUAAAAUAUGUAAAUGAGAGUCGGUCAGAGGUGAUCUCUUCGUUAUCAACCUGUUGUCAAUUUGUUAAAACACGAGAAGGCCCUCCGAGUUAUACAACAUUGUAAAUAUUUAGAAGUAUAAGAGAUUCAUUUGCCAUCAGUAUUAGAGUAAGUGGGUAUUUUCUCGUGUGUUCAUUUGCCCGUUGUAUAUUUUUUAAAUUGACAAUUUUCAUUUUGUGUUGAAGAGUGGUAUUAAGUUAUCAUAUUUGAUCAUAAUUGAGAUACCUUUUUUUACAUUACUCUCCUCUCUUCUAGUAUAAAAUAUUUGUAGGCAAUUUACUAAUGAACAAGUUUGUUUACAUACAUGAUUAUUAAUUAAUAUGUAAAGAGUAGGUACAAUUAUAUAUAGGUAAUCACAAUCACAUGAAAUAUUUAUGAAAAAGUUUAUUUUGUGUUGUGCAUAUCAUAGUACAAAAUAAACUGCUCGAGAAAAUGUUAAAGUAUGUGAUUAUUUUCAACCCGUUCCGUUGCAUAUUUUAAUAUUUCCUUUAGUGGUUCAAUAUAACAUAUGAAAUAUACAAAAUAGAUUAUUUAUAAUAAA